Aedes albopictus (Asian tiger mosquito) is the source of this 2532-nucleotide messenger RNA. RefSeq names its product TWiK family of potassium channels protein 18. The record is from RefSeq and is a predicted model, not a curated record. The transcript is spliced from 2 exons. Gene Ontology annotation, molecular function: outward rectifier potassium channel activity; potassium ion leak channel activity. NCBI's taxonomy places the organism in Eukaryota, Metazoa, Arthropoda, Insecta, Diptera, Culicidae. Gene Ontology annotation, biological process: potassium ion transmembrane transport; stabilization of membrane potential. Gene Ontology annotation, cellular component: plasma membrane. Bases 1329 to 2372 code for a protein of 347 amino acids.
GAGAGGUUUCUAAACGUGUUCCAGGGAGAAUUUCAGUGGGAAUUUCUGGAAUAAAAUAUGAAGGAAUCCAUGUCUGCAUUAUCUUUUGGGCGAGUUAUUAAAGGAAUCCUUAAAUGAACUUCUAAAAGAUUUUUUGCGGAAUUUUUCAAAAGAAUUGCUGGAUUUAUGUUUGAGUAAUCUCUACUACAAUUUUGUGAAAGAAUUCCUGGAAAAAUAUCCUGUAGAAAUACCUCGAAUGAUUCCAGGAGUUUGUUCAAACAGCAUCAAAUUAGGCAAGGAAUCAUAAUACACCAACUGUCAACCUUCCGUAACUCGCCCGGUUGCCCAUCUCAGCCAGUACCACGCUAAUGCUGAACACUUAAAGCGACAUUUUUUCAACGUGUUGUACAAAAUAUAACAGUGCGAUCGUUCGUGGGUUAACUGUUUCUAAAAAAAAUAAUUUAAAUUUAGUGUUUAAUACAAUUUUACAUGCUCUAUUAUGCUCCACACCCCCACAUUGGAUAGCAAAAUGACGUAAAUAAUUAUGUUUAUUCCAACUCAUAACUGUCAAUAUGAAUUUUCCAGCUUUACGAUCUCGACAGCUCCAAACAGCGCUCGCGCCUUCUGCUCUGGUGGUCAACGGCAGGACGCCACUUAGCUCUCGGCUGUACAUAUUCCUAACUCGCGCAAUCAUCCGGGUUCGACUCACCAACACAACUGCACCCAAAACAUCUCAAGUGGAAAACUCAUAAAACCGUGGUAAAUUUUCCGCGGCAGCUCUCCCAGUUCGGAACGAGACUUACAUCAGUGAAAACGCGUUUUCCCGAAUUCUGUCCUUUUCGUCACCGCGAUCGAGCUCCGUCGCGGACAAAACGACAUCCAUCGGCGCAAAUCCAACUAGUUCGGAGAUCAACAGUUGCGAAUAUCCAUCAGUGCUUGUCGGGCACCAAAGGGCUGGAAGUGAUACAUUGCAUUCCGCGAUCGCGCAGAUCGCUGCGAAGAUGUCCGAAAAUGGAACAAAUUUGAUGUGGGGCCUCGGAAGCAAGUGACAGUUCCAUCAAUAAGGAAAAUUCCGAGAGAGGAAAAUGAAGAAAAGCCAAACCUAACAUGUUAUGAUUAGAGACGCGUAUUUUCAGACUGAAAUCGUGGAGAAACGCUGUGAACCACAGAAGAGAGAAGAGAAGAUUAGAAAAAUGUGUGUGUUUCUCCGAUAUGAUGGUGCUUAUUUGCGUCUAUAAUUAGUGGAGAAAGAGGACUAAGCAGAACUGUGAUUGUCGUGCAUUCGGUGAAAAGAGCUGCAAAGCCAAAAACAUUCUAGUUGAGAAAGGUUUCCAGAAGCCGGUGGGAAGAUGAAUCGACAGCGAUCGUCCGUGCGGAGUCGGGGAUCUUCCUCGACGACCACCAGUGAUCCGCGUGAAAAGGUGAAGGAUUGCUGUCGGAAGUUCAUCGCGUUCAUGUGCACCCAAGUCGGCGUUGGAGGACUGAUCGUGGUGUACGCUUUGGUUGGAGCCGCCAGUUUCAUGUCCAUUGAAACGCAGGAACCGAACCCGUUGAUCGAGUAUGUGGCAAAUUUGAGGCGGAAUUGUGCGGCGGAGCUGUGGGACGUUACGGAGCAGCAUAAUUUAUUCAACAGUUCGAUUUGGCACUUGGAAGCAGAUAUCGUGCUGAAACGGUAUCAGGACGACUUUGCGGAAGCUAUUCGGAAAGGUUACGAUGGCAGACACCCGGAAGAGGUGUGGAACUUUCCGGCUGCUCUAAUGUUCUGUUUGGCCGUGUUCACAAUGAUUGGCUAUGGAAAUAUGGUUCCCCGGACGGCUUGGGGCAAAGGUGCGACUGUAAUCUACGCUACAUUCGGGAUACCACUGUACAUUCUGUACUUCAUGAACAUGGGCAAGGUGCUAGCGUCUACUUUCAAAUGGCUGUACACGUGGCUUCACGAGUGCAGCCACAGUCAAGAUGAUGACUUGAACAUCGAAGACGGAAGCGGUGUUCCUCAGAAGAAGCGAAUCAUAGUUCCAACGACGGCGUGUCUUUGGGUCAUUUCGAUCUACAUCGCCACCGGGACGAUCAUGUUUGCCGAGUGGGAAAAGUGGACCUACCUGGAUUCGGCGUACUUUUGUGUGACCAGUUUAUGCAAGAUCGGAAUUGGUGAUCUGGUUCCAGGAGCAAACAUUUUGGACUCUCAGAGCGGGAAACCCACCAAAUUGGUGAUAAAUUUCGUGUACAUGUUGCUUGGAAUGGGCCUGGUGGCCAUGUGUUACAUUCUGAUGCGCGAGGAGGUUCGAAUCAAGAUGCAGGAAAUCAAAGAAGACACCAGACUUUGUUUGGAAGACAUGAGCGCUAAAUUCGCAAAGUGCUUCGGCAGUAGUAAGGAAUCCCAGUACUAUGAUUGAAAUUCCAUCAAUAGAUUGAAAAAAUAAUCAUAAUGUUAUAUUUAAUUAGACUGUACAGCUUUCAGCCACUUUUCCACGCAUCCAGUUUUGUUUAAAAUUUUAAGACAGAGCCAAUAAAGAUAUCGGAAAUAAACCGCAGGGUGCUUGCAUCUGUAAGGUG